Coregonus sp. 'balchen' is the source of this 5068-nucleotide messenger RNA. Lineage: Eukaryota; Metazoa; Chordata; Actinopteri; Salmoniformes; Salmonidae. The record is from the annotation of a GenBank genome assembly.
CUUCACCCCGCGCGGCUGUCAGAGUCCAAGCGUAAAGAGAGCGAUAACGGAUAAUUUUAACAUGAUGGGAAUUAACCGAAGACAGACGGAGCUCUGCAAUUAACAACACAAUGGUGGGGUAUUAGAGGAGUUUACCAUGCAGCGAACAACAAUCUGACUGUGGAAUAACACUUUCGAGAAAUUGAUGAAAAGUACAGGGGCAAAUACUUUUGAUUUGACCUUGGUCAACAGAAAUUGAAGAUAAAGAAUUCCAACAAGUUAUGUAAGUUAUACCUGUAUGCAAAGAGAAAAGUAAUAAUAAAAAACGUGUAAUCUUGUAAUUCACAAUUAAAUGAGUUUAUAGUUUUUACCAGAGCUUGAAAUGCAGAGCACAUGGAGUGAUUCAUUAUUCUUCAGAACAGAACAUUCGACGUGAGAAAUCUAUCCCAUUUGAAAAUUCGAGUCAUUGCUAGGAAGUGUUACUUCUCAAUUAAACUCAAUUCAAUAAACUGUAUUUAUCCUCAAAGGGAUGUAGGCUACUUGCUGUGCAGGCAGACCAUAUACAGUACAAUAACUUUAUAGAUAUACAUAUAACCAACAUAUAGGCAGUGGUGAAAAAAGUACUCAAUUGUCAUACUUGAGUAAAAUUAAAGAUACCUUAAUAGAAAAUGUCUCAAGUAAAAAUGAAAGUCACCCAGUAAAAUACUACUUGAGUAAAAGUCUAAAAGGAUUUGGUUUUAAAUAUACUUAAGUAUUAAAAGUGAAAGUGAAAGUAAAAAUCAUUUAAAAUUCCUUAUAUUAAACAAGAUGGCACAAUUUUCUUUAAAAAAUAAAUAAUAAUUUACAGAAAGCCAGGGGCACACUCCAACACUCAGACAUAAUUUACAAACGAAGCAUGUGUGUUUAGUGAGUCUGCCAGAUCAGAGGCAGUAGGGAUGACCAGGGAUGUUCUCUUGAUAAGCAUGUGAAUUGGACCCUUUUCAUGGCCUGCUAAGCCUUCAAAAUGUAAUGAGUACUUUUGGGUGUCAGGGAAAAUGUAUGGGGUAAAAAGUAAAUUAUUUUCUUUAGGAAUGUAGUGAAGUAAAAGUAAAAGUAGUCAAAAAUAUAAAUAGUAAAGUAAAGUACAGAUACCCCAAAAAACGUCUUAAGUAGUAGUUUAACAUAUUUUUACUUAAGUACUUUACACCACUGAAUAUGGAGUUGGUCCCCCCUUUGCUGCUAUAACAGCCUCCACUCUCCCCCCUUUGCUGCUAACACACGCACACUCUAAUUUCAUGUAAUCUGAUAGUCAAAUUAACUGAUAACUAAAAUAGCAGUGCAGCAGGCACUAUUUUGGUAAGUGCAGACAUGUAUUAUAGGUAAUGAAUGUGUACUGUAGCAGACUUCUGACUUUGCAGCGCAGCAGAAAGUUCAGCAUACCCCAAAUCCGGAGGUUGUGAGUUCAAAUUCCUGGUGAAGUCAUAUUGAAAAGUCAGUACUAAGUGAUCAUGUCAAAUGUAAUCAUAUUGUCAUUGAUUAAUAUCAUACUAGCCCCCUGUGUAGCUCAGUUGGUAGAGCAUGGUGCUUGCAAUGCCAGGGUUGUGGGUUCGAUUCCCACAGGGGGCCAGUAUGAGAAAAUGUAUGCACUCACUAAAACUGUAAAUCGCUCUGGAUAAGAGCGUCUGCUAAAAUGUAAUUGAAUUUAGACUGUUUUAGAUUAACAGCGUAUCACUAACCUUAAAACACUCAUUUCAUUACUACUUAUAAUGGUUUGGGACAUAAGGUGACAAAAACCUCCAUGGGACCAUGACACAACUUCCCAAGAAUGUCCUAAAAACAUCCCUGUGGACGUCCCCGGGACAAACCGGGAACUAGACAAAACCUCUAGGGGACAAUGACACAACGUCCCAAGAAUGUCCUAAAAACAUCCCCGUGGACAUCCCCGGGACAAACCGGGAACUAGACAAAACCUCCAGGGGACCAUGACACACCGACCUGACCACUUUAGGCAACCAUUGUGAUGUUCCGGGGACGUUCUAAUGACUACUUUUUCUUUGCAGGGACGUUCCCUUGGGACCAUCAUACAUCCUAAUGACUAGUAAAAAUGAAAUUCCUGAGAAUGUGCGAAAAAGUCCUGACAUGGUCCUCAGUGACAUCCAGGUAACUUUAGGGAACUAGACAAAAGGUCCCUAAGAGAACGUUCCCUUGGGACCAUCAUGCGACCGUCCUAUUGACCAUCAUGAAACGUCCCCUUGUGGUCAUUGAAUGUCCCAUGGAUAACAUCCUUUCAGAACCAAAUAGGAACCUUUUCUGAACGUUCCCUAAAGAACAUCAAAAUAUAUUAUAACGUUAUACUGCGACCAAACCAGGACCUGUACUGAACGUCCUCUUAUGGUCCCGAGUUGAAUGUCAUGUUUUGUUCCUAGAACGUUCUCAGAAUGUCAGUGGAAUAACGUCCAGCCGAAACCCUUAAAGGGACCUAAUGGGAACAUUGUCCUUAAGAUGUCCCCUGUUUGCUGGGAAGAUCCCUCCCAAUGUGUUCUCCAAUCUCAUAAAACGUUUCAGAAAAAGGCUCAGUGUUGUUACCCUCAAAAGAGGAGGGUGCUGGAGUAUUGAAAACAGGGAUGCAAAUAAUUGUUACCCCUAUCUCUUUGAGAUGUUUUAAUUUGUAUUACUUGUUAACUAAAUCUAUUUUUUUGCAUACAAUAUAGCUCAGUAUUUGUAUUAUUGAUUUGAUACAGUCUUUUUUCUCAUCUUUAUCAAGUGUGCCAAUAAUUUCUGACCUUACUGUACAUUUUAACUCUCCAGGCUCGGGUUUUAGAACAAGUAAUCUUCUCAGGACGUUCCCAGAGACCUCCACAUCAUUUCCUGAGCAAGGUGAUUUUUUUUUUUUACAGGAAUAUAUAUUUAGCCCAACAUUUAAGGAGUUUAAGCAACAGAGCAAAUAACUAGUAGAGCAUGGUUAUCAAACAUAUUGUACAAAUGUUUAUUCAGUUAAAUCCUUAAUUUUUUUUCUUCAGUUUGCAUACCUGGGGCGGCAGGUAGCUUAGUGGUUAAGAGCGUUGUGCCAGUAACCGAAAGGUCGCUGGUUCUAAUCCCCGAGCCGACUAGGUGAAAAAUCUGUCGAUGUGCCCUUGAGCAAGGCACUUAACCCUAAUUGCUCCUGUAAGUCGCUCUGGAUAAGAGCGUCUGAUAAAUGACGUAAAUGUGAGUGCAUGUGUUACGAACCGGCUCGUAGCCUGUAACAAAGAGGGAGACAACGCAGAGCUAAAGAAAUAACCAGAGCCCAGGUAUGUCCCAUUUCACUGAUGACCCUCCCAGCUCUGCCCACCAACAUCCUAUUAAGGAAAACAAGAGCAGAGAGAAAGAAUUCGGCAGAGUGGGAGGGUCGUCACACAUGCAUGAACUGACCUUUGUUUCUAUCUAUUGUUCUUUUGCAUCACCACAGAAUGAAAUUAAGAUGUGCCUUUUCAAGCAGACUGUGGAAGAAGCAUUUCAUUUAUUCUUUAUCGUUGCUGCUGGUGAUCUGUGCCUUGCUGCUGCUCUGCCUGAAGGUCACUGUUAAAUACAGCAUUACCAUUGAAACCUAUGGGACUACUGCAGGCCACCAUGACGUUGAGCUGCUCCACCGCUACAAUAUUGACUGCAAUGCCAUCUACGACAUGGAACCGGCCGAGUUGGGGAAGUCGCUGGUCAUCAGAAAACAGGCGGUGGUGGAGGAGCAGGACAAGAGCUUGGUCAACCUGACCUCUAACUGCCCGCGAUACCUCGACUCCCGGGGCUAUGGGGCUGUCCAGGUGUCUGAGGAGGAGCAGGCCUUCCCCCUGGCCUACUCACUGGUGGUCCACAAGUCUGCCUCCAUGGUGGAGAAGAUCCUCAGGGCCAUCUACACCCCUAACAACAUCUACUGUAUCCACUACGACCUGAAGUCAUCAGAACUGUUCAGAGAGUCCAUGGAGGGUUUGGCUCGCUGUCUGCCCAACGUCUUCAUCGCCUCUAAGCUGGAGGCAGUGAAGUAUGCCAGCAUCAGCCGCCUCAGUGCUGACCUCAACUGCCUGUCUGACCUCAUAGGGUCAGAGGUCAAGUGGAGGUAUGUCAUCAACCUGUGCGGUCAGGACUUUCCCCUGCGCUCCAACAUAGAGCUGGUGGCUGACCUGAAGAAGCUCCGGGGGGGUAACAUGGUGGAGACAAGUCGCCCCAGCGAAUACAAGAAGCAGCGUUUCUCCUUCCACCACGAGCUGCAGAACACAUCAUUCGAGUACCACCAACUGCCGGUAAAAACCAACAAGGCCAAGGGGCCUCCGCCGCACGGCAUCCAGAUGUUCAUCGGCAGCGCGUACUUCGUGCUCUCGCGGGAGUUCGUCACUUAUGUGAACACGUCUGCGCUGGCCAGGGACUUCCUAGUGUGGUCAAAAGACACCUACUCCCCAGACGAACACUUCUGGGCCACGCUGACACGGGUGCCGGGCGUGCCGGGCGAGGUGCCCCGGGCCCAGGCCGACGUCACAGACCUGAUGAGUAAGACCAGGCUGGUGAAGUGGAACUACCUGGAGGGACCGCUUUACCCAUCAUGCACAGGGAAACACGUCCGCAGUGUGUGUAUCUAUGGGGCGGGGGAGCUGCGCUGGCUCCUGAACUACGGCAGCUGGUUCGCCAAUAAGGUGGAUCCCAAAGUUGACCCGGUCCUUAUCCAGUGUCUUGAGGAUAAAUUACAGGAGAAACAGAGACUCUUGGUCAAGGCUAUGAAGUCACAGCAAAAUAUUCCCUCCUCUGGAAAAGCUUAAAUAAAUGGAUGAUUGGUUAUUAAUGGGUUUUUCUUUGAGUUGAUUAUGUCAGAAACUCAAUUAAGUGGAAUGUUGGAUGAGAUAGUGGAAUGCUGGAUGAGAUAGACUUGGGUAUCUAUGUUAGGGUUAUACUCUUGUUUUGCAACUUGAGACUUGAAGUGGGGAAUGUUUGUGAUAGUCUGACCUUUAUGUAAUAUGGAUUAGGGUAACCAGGGUAUAGCCUCGGCUCCUAGGGUGAAAGCAUGUGAAAACCAGGGUAUGAUGACUAUGUACACUGCAUUCAGAAAGUAUUCACAUCCCUUGACAUUUUCCAGAUUUUGUUGUGU